AUGGAGGCACAGUCAGCACCAUCGUCCUCGACGGACCCCCGCGAGCCCGUCGUCCUCGAGCUCCGCGCCUCGAAGCAGGGCCGUCUGCACGGCAAGGCCUGGAAGUCGGACAAGGUCGCCACCCGCCGCAGCUACAUUUCUUCCGAGCUCAAGACACCCUUUGAGAAGCGCAUGGAGAAGAGCAAGGCGCACAAGGCUUUGCUGGCCGUUGAGCAGGAGAUGAAGGAGAGCGAGCAGGAGGCCAAGGACAGGAAAGUGACCCUCAUCCGCGAGCGUCGCGAGCGCCAGGCCGAGAAGCAGCGCAUGGAGGAGCGCGCGGCCAAGAUGUCGGCCAAGAGGCUCCAGCGUCUCAAGAAGGGCCGUUCGAAGAAGAUCAACGGAUAG
Messenger RNA from Apiotrichum porosum, 384 nucleotides. RefSeq names its product rRNA-processing protein cgr1 (gene CGR1). Lineage: Eukaryota; Fungi; Basidiomycota; Tremellomycetes; Trichosporonales; Trichosporonaceae. Bases 1 to 384 code for a protein of 127 amino acids. The transcript has 3 exons. The record is from RefSeq and is a predicted model, not a curated record.